Molecule: messenger RNA, 2361 nt
Organism: Fragaria vesca subsp. vesca
Lineage: Eukaryota; Viridiplantae; Streptophyta; Magnoliopsida; Rosales; Rosaceae
Product: cation/H(+) antiporter 4-like
Exons: 3
Coding region: 1-2361 (786 amino acids)
Biological process (GO): proton transmembrane transport; regulation of pH
Cellular component (GO): membrane; endomembrane system
Molecular function (GO): antiporter activity
Source: RefSeq, a predicted model, not a curated record
AUGGCGGGGAUGAUCGGAAACAAAACAUCGCUGCAAUCUCAAGUGUGCAUCGAUUUACCUCCCAAUGUACAUUCACAGGGCAUCAUAGUAGGUCUAAAUAAAAACGGUCCAGGAAUGAACUUUAGUCUUCCGGUAUUAGAGACGCAGAUCAUCCUCAUUUUCGCCUUCACCCAAGCCUUCCAUUUGAUUUUGAAGAAGUUUGGAAUUCCCAAGUUCACCAGCGAGAUUCUUACGGGUAUAGUCUUAGGCCCUUCGCUGAUAGGAGCCUCUAAGGCAUUCAAGAAGGACAUCUUUCCUCGUGACAGUCGAGCAAUACUUGAAGUGCUGGGUGAAAUUGGUUAUGAACUCUUUUUGUUUCUAGUUGGAGUAAGGAUGGACCUGGAAUUGAUAAGAAGAAGCGGCCGCAAAGUCUUCUUCACUGGUAUUUUGUGCCUGUUGGCCCCUUUGAUAACCGGUAUGGUCCUCCAAAAACAGCUCAUGUCCAUGACCUCUGUGUUCAAGCUGACCAAAGCUCAAAAGUCUAAGCUUCCUUAUACAACGACAUCAUAUUGCAUGACUUCGUCUCCCGUCAUUGUUCUCCUUCUUGAAGAACUGAAUAUCCUAAAUUCCGAAAUCGGUCGACUAGCUGUGGCAGCAUCAUCAAUCAGUGAAUUAUUCGGUACUUUGGUUAUCUGGUUCUCUUCCGUAUUGUACAGAAUGGCAAAAGUGAAACCUGUGCAUGAAACUUUACUAGUUUUCGGAGCAGUUGUCGGCGGCAUACUAGUAUUUCUGUUCAUAUUCCGACCAAUAAUGUUUUGGAUCAUCAGGCAGACACCGCAAAACAAUCCUGUUAAGAAAAGCUAUGUCAGUGCCAUAAUCGUGGUGUUACUUUUUGUGACGAUAGUAUCACAUUAUUACGGCCAUACUUUUCAUUUCAUGAUUUUCAUUUUGGGUCUGUCUGUCCCGGCUGGACAACCUUUGGGAUCAACUCUAGAAGAAUUGCUCCAUAUCUUCAUUUCUCAAGUGCUUCUACCGAUUUAUGUGACUGCAUACACAAUGAAGGCAGAUUUUCGGUUGGUCGAUUUUAGUGACCCGGCCACAAUAAUCACUGCUAUCCUCUUCGUUUUCAUUUUUCUGGCCAAACUUAUAGGCACCAUGGUUGCUCCACUGUAUUAUAAAAUGCCCCUGAAUGAUGCAUUUGUGCUUGCUCUCAUUCUAAGCUCCAAAGGCCUUGUUCAAGUUUCCGUCUAUACUCGAUUCAAAGACGAUCAGACUGCAAGUGACUCAAUAUUUGCUUUGACGCUUGCUAGCAUUGUGGUGACUGCAACUCUUGUUCCCCUUAUCGUGAAGCGCCUUUAUGAUCCUGCAAAGAAGUACACAGCCUACGGAAGAAGGGAUAUUAUGCAUUUGAAACCCACUGCUGAGCUCAAAAUUGUUGCCUGCAUUCACAGGUCAGGUAACAUUCCUGCAAUCAUCAAUCUACUUGAUGCAGCAUGCCCAACUAAAGAAAACCCCAUUGAUAUCUAUGUUCUUCACCUCAUGGAAUUAAUUGGAAGAAGCUCCCCAGUUUUUAUCUCCCACCAAAUGCAGCAAAAGAGUAUUUCCAAUGCUUACUCGGACAAUGUCGUUCUUUACUUCAAUGAGUUUGUGAGAGAAAAUCUUGGUGCUGUUACUUUAAACAUAUUCACAGCAAUCUCUCGACCAAAAUACAUGCAAGAAGACAUAUGUACACUUGCAAUGGACAAGCAAACAUCCCUAAUUGUGCUCCCGUUUCAUCGAACAUGGGCAAUUGACGGGUCCAUUGAGUCAGACGACAGUGCAAUAAGGACACUAAAUCGCAAUGUACUCGAAAGAGCUCCUUGCUCUGUGGGAAUCCUUGUGGACUGUGGCCAUUUAGGACGGUCCGCAUCUGUUGUGGCUUCGGGGCGAUCAUUUUCCAUGGCUGUAAUCUUCUUCGGUGGGCAAGAUGAUAGGGAGGCAUUAUCAUUUGCAAAAAGAAUGGCUAGUGACACGAUGAUUAGCUUAACUGUGAUCCAUGUAGUUGCCAAAAAUAAUGUUACCGGUGGGGAAUGGGAUAAAAUACUUGAUACUGAAAUGUUGAAGGAGUUUAAACACAGUCAGAAGGGUGAAGGUUUUGCGAUUUUUUUAGAGGAGGUGGUGAAAGAUGGACCAGAAACAACAGUACUACUGAAGUCUAUUGUGGAUGAGCAUGAUCUGAUUAUAGUUGGGAGGAGGUUUCAGGUAGAGUGCCCUCAGACUGCAGGACUUGCAGAAUGGAGUGACUUUCCCGAGCUAGGGACUAUAGGAGACCUACUUGCAUCACCUGAUCUAAAUUGUAAAGCUUCAAUUCUAGUGAUAAAACAUCAACAACAGGUCACUUAA